This is a messenger RNA of Knipowitschia caucasica, 1518 nucleotides long. The record is from the annotation of a GenBank genome assembly. Lineage: Eukaryota; Metazoa; Chordata; Actinopteri; Gobiiformes; Gobiidae.
AUGACGUUCUUUGGACUGGACUGUUUUACCAAGAAAGAAAGAGAGCUGGAGAGGAGACUGAGAGCCAACGACAGAGAAUACAACCUGUCCUUCAAGUAUGCGACAAACGCCAUAAAAACUUGCAAAUACAACUUUUUCACAUUUCUACCUCUGAACCUCUUCGAGCAGUUCCAGCGCAUCGCCAACGUGUACUUCCUCAUUCUCCUCGGGCUGCAGUUGAUUCCAGCCAUCUCGUCUCUGUCCUGGUUCACCACCGUCGUGCCUCUCUUUCUGGUGCUGACGUUCACCGCUGGUAAAGACGCUAUCGACGACAUUAAUCGCCACAGGAGCGACAACCAAGUCAACAACCGCAAAGUGCAGGUGCUUAUCGACAGAAAACUACAAAGUGAAAAAUGGAUGAAUGUUCAGGUUGGAGACAUCAUCAAGUUAGAAAACAACCAAUUUGUCACAGCUGACCUUCUCCUACUCUCCAGCAGCGAACCUCUAAACUUAGUCUACAUUGAAACUGCUGAACUGGACGGAGAAACCAACCUAAAGGUGAAGCAGGCCCUCCCAGUGACCGGAGACCUUGGAGAUAACAUGGAGAAACUGGCAGACUUUAACGGCGAGGUGCGGUGUGAGCCCCCAAACAACCGUCUGGACCGUUUCACUGGAACUCUGACUUUUGCUGGUCAGAAAUAUUCCCUCAACAACGAGAAGAUUCUGCUGCGCGGCUGCACCUUGAGGAACACGGGCUGGUGCUACGGCCUGGUGCUGUUUGGAGGUCCAGAGACAAAGCUGAUGCAGAACUGUGGCAAAAGUACUUUUAAGAGAACCAGCAUCGACCGCCUCAUGAACGUAUUAGUUCUAUGUAUUUUUGGCUUCCUCGCCGUCAUGUGCACGGUGCUGGCCAUUGGAAACUUUGUGUGGGAGCUGAAGGACGGAUCGCAGUUCACGGUUUUUCUGCCGAGACAAGAAGGCACCGGCGCCUCCCUGUCCGCCUUCCUCGCCUUCUGGUCCUACAUCAUCAUCCUCAACACCGUGGUGCCGAUCUCUCUUUAUGUCAGGGGAGGGGAGAUCGGUGAUAAAGACAGGUGCCCCAUUCACUUCUGCGGCCUCGGCAUCAGCCACAGGUGUCCGACACUCGAUACGUUUGCGGUCACAAGACAAACUGUGACUGUUCAGGUUGAGUGGGAGAGGAGUGUUUGUGGGGGUUCUCCGUAUGAUGGACAGAUAGCAGAACGAGGAGUGAAGAUGACGUUCUUUGGACUGGACUGUUUUACCAAGAAAGAAAGAGAGCUGGAGAGGAGACUGAGAGCCAACGACAGAGAAUACAACCUGUCCUUCAAGUAUGCGACAAACGCCAUAAAAACUUGCAAAUACAACUUUUUCACAUUUCUACCUCUGAACCUCUUCGAGCAGUUCCAGCGCAUCGCCAACGUGUACUUCCUCAUUCUCCUCGGGCUGCAGAGAAGCAGUUUGUUUAACCACGCAGGAAACAAACGAGUCGAGUGUCGCGUGAUUAAGGAAGUGUUCUGA